This is a messenger RNA of Lachancea fermentati, 3552 nucleotides long. The record is from the annotation of a GenBank genome assembly. Lineage: Eukaryota; Fungi; Ascomycota; Saccharomycetes; Saccharomycetales; Saccharomycetaceae.
AUGGGCGUACGCAGAUCUACGUCACGUGCUAAUGCAUCUGAACGGCCGCAAAUCUUUGAAACGCAACUACUUACGCCCAUAUCCUGUUCUGAUCGAAGCCACCGCAUCUGCCGUCUGUCUAAUGGUAUUCUGGUAAUACUUGUGUCGGAUCCCCGUGAGUCGUAUGCGUCGUGCGCCCUUUCUGUCGCAACCGGAUCCCAUAAUGACCCUGAAAGUGUUGCUGGAUUGGCGCAUCUCUGUGAGCAUACCAUAGUUUCUGGUGGGUCAAAGCGGUUUCCUGAUCCUGACGUAUACCACAACGUCAUUUCGAGAAGUGGUGGAUCGCAUAACGCGUUCACGACAGGUGAACAGACAACCUUUUUCUUUGAAUUGCCGGCGAUGAGCAUCGCAGAUCAGCUCGUUUUCGAUCAAUCGCUUGAAGUUUUUGCCUGCUCCUUCAGGGCCCCAUUAUUUCGAAAUAAUGUAAUUGAUAAGGAGAUAUUUUCAAUCGAAAGCGAGCAUACUGCAAAUCUCGCUUCUACAAAUAAGGUGCUAUAUCAGGUAACACGUCAUCUGGCCUGUCCUUCUCACCCAUUCAGUCGCUUUUGCACGGGAAAUGCAACGACACUCACGGAGACGUCAGCAUUUAGAACGCGAGGCAUGAGAGCUCGUCUCGUUAACUACUUUAAAUCUAAUUAUACUCCAGACAAUAUGGCAUUGGCUUUGCGCGGGCCGCAGUCAUUGAAUACCUUGGCUAAACUGGCCACAACCCAUUUUGGUGAUUUUCCAACUACGUUUUCACAAGAUGGACUAUUGAUGAACGACUCGCGCAUAGCAGGCAUUGGCACUUCGAUUCUCUGUGAAAACUCCAGGAAAAUCAAACGACGGUGGCUUGAAAAAUACAGUGUGGCUAGCCCUUUCUCGGAUGGUCCACUGAAUUCAAUUUUUGUACAGCUGCCAAAGGCUCCCGUGUUGAGACUUAUUUUCCCAGUAAACAUAGUGUCUUCUAAUUUUUCUGAAAAAGAUAUCCGUCUUUAUUCCAUUUUCUGGCGCGAACUAUUAGGCGAUGAGGGCGAAGGUUCCUUUGGGGAUUAUCUCAAACGUAGCGGCUAUGUCACUUCUAUUUUCUCUUCUAUCUCUCAUUUUUGUACUGGCAGCGACGGUCUCAUUUUGCAUCUUGAUUUAACGAACAUGGGAUGGGUUAACGCUGACAAGAUUGUUUCAGUAUUUUUCCACACGUUCCUCUCGUUAAUUUUAACUGAUACUGAAUCGCUAGCUAUUUAUCUCAGUGACUUAGUCACCAGUGACCUGCUCAGCUUUCUCUAUCAAGAUCUGGAAAACUCACCUAUGGAAAUGUGUUCAAUCUUAAGCAGUCGCCUGCUAUCAGAUACUGAAUUCCUUAAUCCCAUUCUUCUAUUGAAAGGUUCUCCAUUGCCUGAUUUCCUAGAUAAAACUUGGCAAUCUGACAGUUUUCAGGAUGUGCAAGAAAGCAGAGCUUGGUGGAUUAAAGAAGCGCAAAAAUUCCAACGAUUUAUCGAGGAUUAUGUCAAUCAUCUAAAUUCAAAACUGAUUUUAUUAGGGGACUUGUCUAAAUGUCCAUUAGCAAACUUGGCACAAUUUUCAAUGGAAACCGAUCUGUACUACCAAUUCGAAUACUGCAAGGCCAGAGUUGAUAUCACUCGUACAGAAAACAAGAUGUGUUCUUCUCAGUUUGACUUCUUCAUUCGAAAGGAAAAUCCAUUCAUACCGUCGGCUGGGAGGGACUUGAAUUUGAUUAAACACGCACUCGUUUUAUCAGCCGCUCGGUCUAUGGCGGCACCCUUAUCUUUGUUAUUGCAGAGUGACAUGAUUCAAGACACUCCACGUCUUGUAGGUAAAAAUUCAAACUACGAGUUUUGGCUGAAGGAGGAGUUUGAUCUUUACUUCAAAUCAAGGACCAUUGUUACUUUUGAAUUGAUCAGUACUUGUUUGGAAUCAUUGCCGAUGAACACCAUGCAUUUGGAAGUAUUAGCGCAAUUGUUGUUUGAUUCUUUAUCAGCAGUACUAUACCCUUCAGAAGCGCUUGGCUAUACUUAUGAAAUAUCAGCGUCUAGUAGAGGGGAUGUUAGAUUGAGUUUCACUAUAUCAGGAUUUCCUGAAGGCGUGUACAUUAUUAUUGCCCUGUUUAUAGAAGAAAUUGUUAAGCUCGCCGAUCAAAACGAUAUCAAACCGUCGAUAUUCCGUAGAGCCAGAGUUCUUGUACGUAAAAAAUACGAGGACGCAGCUGCUGCAGAUAGUACAACGCUGGCCAGUCUAGGCCUACUCGUCGUUCUAGAGAAAUGUAUGUGGUCAUUGGAAGAGCGAUUUGAAGCGCUUGAGGAGCUCGAUAUAAGGUCCUUCCAGUCAUUUUGCUCAAGUUUAAUCAAAGGAUCAAAAUACUUGAACCUUUUUAUUCAGGGGGAUGUGACUUUCAGUGAUAAGAUAAAUUCUCUUUUGAACAGCCGUCUUACUGGUCAUUUGGGGUCUAGUAUUCCUAAUGGGAUUCUUUUAGAACCGGAAACUGCAAAAAUGAAAGAAGGAACAAACGCAUUUAUAAAGCAAAAUGGACACAUUGAUGAUCCCAAUAAUAGCAUUGUGUAUUUUCUUCAAACUGGAGACAGAGACGAUAAGUACGCUUUCUUCAUGACCACUUUUACCGAUUUUCUAAUGUCAUUGACGUUGAUCCCAGAACUCAGGACGAGACGACAGAUUGGGUACGUCUUACUUGGUGGCAUACGCAUUCUGUCAAAUACAAUUGGGAUUCAUAUUACUUCCAUGUCAGAUGCUUCACCACAUACACUUGAAAAUAAAAUUGAUGAAUAUCUGGCGUAUUUGGAGGAAGACCUUCUUGCUGUCCUGAAGAAGGAGGAAUUUCAAAGUCGUUUCGUAGAGCCGUUUCAGAAAUUGGUAGAAACCGGACAACUGGGGAAAAUGAGUAAGACCUCUGGACCUGCCAAUCUGAUGAGCCGUAUCGAAGCUAACGUGCGCAGUGGUAACCUGCGGCAACUUGGGAGAUCUAUGAAAUCUCAUAAGAAACUGAAAAACCAGAUUACGUACCGCCGAUACAACUUCGAUGUGGAAGAGGAGCAGAUAGACACGAGCUUAAUUUCGAGCCUCACACUGGCGAGUUAUCUCGAGUUUUUCCGCACACGCAUCUCUGAACAAUCUCCCCGCCGCUGUAAAUUAUCUAUCAUGGUCUGCAGCACGAUGGACCCUCAUGAUAUAACAAACAAAAAUCUCUUCAUGCAAAUAGAUCACUUUCUUCGACACAAGGGCCUCCCCAUUCCAUCUUCAGAACUAUCAAAAAUUGUGAGCAAGGCAGAUGGAAAUUCUUCAACGAUUAUAAAAGAAUUGCUUCAAUACUUCGGCGCCAAAGGGAAGAGCUUGAAAUUAUGUAGCACAGUCAUGGUUGAGGCAUUCAAGAUCAUUUGCUCUAGUGCAAAAGCACAUCGCGUUAAAGCUUUGGAUAAUAACUCCAAAAAUGCCCCAUUAAUUCCAACACUUGAAUUAUCUAAUGCAAACUACUUUCGAAAUGUCUCAAAUAGCCUCACUUAG